UCAAGGAAGUCGGAUUCCAUUUCCGGCUACAAACAAACAUGGCGGCACCGAAACGACCGUGGGAUCCUUGGAAAGUGUUUGAUGUUAGUGCAGAUGAAUUGAAAGCUGUGCAAGAAAGAGCAAAGAUGCGGUCUGCAUUAAAAGCGGAAUUUCAAAAGAAAGUCACAAACCCCCACCAAGGUGCAAACAAUGGAGGAUUUAUGUUUGAUCCUGCUAUACAACGGUUCAUGUCGAUGAGGUCAUCCCAGGUUGAUUACUUCAAGGCUUCACCUAAGACUGUGUGGCAGGGCUUUGCUUUCGUCAUAUUGCCAGUAGCCAUUUUCUCAUAUCUGACUAUUUCAGGAAGGAGGGAGAGAGAGAAGAAGUAUCGUGCUGGUGAGAUCAGUUACAAGGACAGAACGUGGAAGUUCAUGUAUUAAUGACACUAUCUAGAUAAAUAAUGGGGAACAGCUUGGGAACUUUAUUCACCUUGGAUCCCUCAAUGGUCGAGGACAAGUCAUUAUCCUGGAUAACGUUGCCAUAGUGUGUGUAAAUUCAGGAAUAAAUACGUUGUGUGACAUA
Molecule: messenger RNA, 561 nt
Organism: Haliotis rufescens (red abalone)
Lineage: Eukaryota; Metazoa; Mollusca; Gastropoda; Lepetellida; Haliotidae
Exons: 3
Coding region: 39-419 (126 amino acids)
Cellular component (GO): mitochondrion
Source: RefSeq, a predicted model, not a curated record